Molecule: messenger RNA, 1309 nt
Organism: Metopolophium dirhodum (rose-grain aphid)
Lineage: Eukaryota; Metazoa; Arthropoda; Insecta; Hemiptera; Aphididae
Gene: Taf11
Product: transcription initiation factor TFIID subunit 11
Exons: 4
Coding region: 540-1052 (170 amino acids)
Biological process (GO): RNA polymerase II preinitiation complex assembly; transcription initiation at RNA polymerase II promoter
Cellular component (GO): transcription factor TFIID complex; nucleus
Molecular function (GO): transcription coactivator activity; protein heterodimerization activity
Source: RefSeq, a predicted model, not a curated record
UAUAUCUUAAAUCGUGGUACUACCAUAGUACUACGCAUAGAUAUAUAAUAUUAUAUAUCUAUAAUACCAUGACAAAUUAAAUAGGUAUGUCAGCAAUAUUACCGGUUUAAAAACAAAUUGCGCACCCACCCUCCGCCCAGCCAUGUCCUGUGACUUAGACAUUUCUCCGGUUCUCAUUGGUCCACCGCCGCCCCUGCCGCAAAUGACAAAUAGACGCCGCCGCCGAGGACUCCAACACUACUCCACCGCUCAGCAUGUUGGAGAAAUGAAUACGUCACAGACAUGCGUAUCACGAGUUGCUGACAUACACCUAUUUAAUUUGUCAUGUAUGAUACUACCAUAGAACAUACUACGGUCGAAGACCGUGAUUACACAGGAUAUAUGAUCUGUGGUGAUUAUUACUAUUAAAGUAUUAACUUGAUAAAAAUAUUUGAUAUAAUAUAUUGUGUUUGUUAUUUGAUAGUAACUUAAUAACUUUCAAAACUGCAAUAGUUCAAUCUUGUUAAUAAUUAUAAAUCUGAACUCAUAACUCAUAAGAAAUGGAAAAUAUAAUGUUCAAUAAGGAUCAAGAAAUGGAGUCUUCUAGUUAUAAAGACUACUCACAAGAAGAUUUGUUUUUAGUUCCAGAACCAAAACGGUCAAACGAUCAACAUAAUUCUUCCGAUCCAUUUGGAAAAAAAAAGAAGGAUAAAAGUAAAAAACAAAUCGAAGCAGAAGAAAGAGAAAAAAUGAGAGUUCUUGUAUCCAACUUCACCGAAGAACAAUUGGAUAGAUAUGAAAUGUUUAGAAGAUCGGUGUUUCCUAAAGCAGCAAUUAAAAGGAUCGUACAAACCAUUACUGGAAAUUCUGUUUCUCAAAAUGUUGUAAUUGCCAUGUCGGGUAUUGCAAAAGUUUUUAUUGGUGAAAUAGUUGAGGAAGCUCUUGACAUAAUGGAAGCUCAAGAAGAUUCAGGACCAUUACAUCCCAAACACUUACGGGAAGCUGUGAGGCGGCUAAGAAAAACUGGAGCUAUUCCAUCUUCCAAAGGUAGAAAACUGCCUUUUUACAUUUAGAUACCUAAAAUAAAUUUAAACUUAUUUGUUAAACAAUUAAUAAUUAUUUUUUAAACUUAGCAACUAAUGUACAUUUUUAUUGUAUAUAUCUGACAUUUGUAGUAAUUAUUUGUAAAGCAUCUAAUUAUAUUGAUGAAUAACAAAAAAUCAAUUUAUUUAUGACAUUUAUCUUCUUAUUUAAAUCUCAAACAUCAAAAUAUUUGUUAAACAAAAUUGCAUAAUUAAUAAAUGUAUACAUGAAUUGUUUAUUCUCUAAA